AUGUCGUGUGGGGCAGAAUGUCUGUCCUUGGGCCCUCCGCCCGAUUCCAUUCUGCAUAUGCCGCCUCCGCCGCUACCAGCUUUCCUCGCGAACAUGGCCAAUCUAACUCCACCCUGCAGGGCGUCCAAAUGUCCUCCGCAACACAACAAUGAAGAUAACUCGCUAUUUCCUGGUGUAGAGUACCACGAAUUGCCUCGGCAUGAGCCAGCUGCUACAGACGAUACAUGGUUUUUGGUGCUCAUUACUUGCUGCAUAGCUGUCCUCUGUAUUGCUGCUCUUCUUGCUCUAUUUCUAUUGAAGUGUAGAGAAGCUCGAGGUGGAUGUAAGAGCGGAACCGGCAAAACGAGUGGUUCUAAUGCACUCUACGGCAGUGCUGCGCUGGACUCUCGUGUUCUCUGGGCUGCCCUUACUCCUAGAGGGACACGACACUUCGUGGCAGACACAUAUCCCCACGACGAGACCGAGGACCACCAUUACGAAUGUGUUGAACCACCACUUUACAAACUGGGACCCCCCGAAGACCUUGCUAUCACUCGACAUUACAACGUCGAGUAUGAAGACCCGGCUCCAUUAAUCGAAAGCUACUCAGACCGUACUGAGGAGUAUUUCAGGAAUGGAAUGGAAACGCUUCGUAGAGGAAAUAGACCGCUAGUAUCGUCGCCCACAAGGAUCGAAAGACCAAAUUUGCCGCCGUUAAAUCUUCAGCCCCGGACCCUAAGGAGAGCUCCACACUCCCGCCGCGUUAGUGAUGCAAAUAAUCCAGAAAAGUCGGCCAUCUGA
Molecule: messenger RNA, 780 nt
Organism: Leptosia nina
Lineage: Eukaryota; Metazoa; Arthropoda; Insecta; Lepidoptera; Pieridae
Source: the annotation of a GenBank genome assembly